CACGGCACAGCGCCACACCUAAUGAGGACAUCGUAGGCCUAUAUAAGAAGCAUCGACUAAGCUGGGGUCAUUCAUUCAGGGCGUUGUAGAUCUUUUGAAAGUCCGAUAAUUUAUUUUUGAAUAGAGAUCAUGGAGCGCUUGAUGUGUUCUGCAUUGCUGUUGGUGUUCAUUGCUGCAGUCACUGAAGCAGCAUCUUGGAAUUAUAGUCCAACCUCGGACUAUGGGCCGCACAACUGGGGCAAAAAAUUCCCAGAGUAUUGCGAUCCCAAUUCAUACCCCAGGCAAUCACCCAUUGACAUCAAGAAGGGCCUUCUCGUGUUUGACUCCUCUCUUCAGAAAAUGAGACACGAGAAUUUCGAUACGAAAAAUGUGUUGUUCCAGGCUCAAAACAACGGCCAUACAGUUCAAUUCAAUGUUGACGGAGAUGUUGAGACCGAAGGCGGCCCCGUGGACAAUGUUCACUACUACGCCCUUCAACUUCACUUUCACUGGGGAGACUCCAACCCAAUGGACGGUCAUGGAUCGGAGCAUACCAUCUUGGGACAGCAGCACAAAGCAGAGAUGCACAUCGUCAACGUGAACCACAAACACGACAAGCUCGAUAUAUCAGAAGUUAUCAAGAAGGAUGAUGGCCUCUUGGUCCUGGGAGUUUUCAUUGAUGUCGUGGAUAAAUCCAAGAACCAAAUGCCAAAUGAGGAGUUCGCAAAAAUAAUAGAAGGUGCCGAAAUGGUUAAAGACAGAGCCGGCAGCAAGUACAACAUGUCUCGUGGCUACAUAAACCUUGAGAAGCUCAUGCCAAUGAACCCAGAACACUACUACACAUACCCCGGUGGCUUGACCACACCUAGCUGCCAUGGUGCCGUGACCUGGGUCGUUUACAAAAACCCCAUCUACAUUACACAGGAACAGCUUUCGGUCUUCUACACCGUCAAAGACGAAGACGGCAAGAACCUCACUAACAUUUUCCGUCCACCACAGUCAGUCAAUGACCGAGUCGUCAAGACCACAAACCCCGAGGAUGGUAACGCCAAUGGUGCCAGCAACAAUGUCCAGGUUACAUUGGCUCUCGUCUUCUUCGCUUUUCUGCUCUCUCUGUUCCUGUAAAUCUUUCCCGCGAAUACUUGGAACUGUUUUCGCCGCGUUAAAGCGAUCGUAACCAAGUCUUCUGAUUGUGUAUUGGUAUCAAAUCCCCGGGAAAACCAUAGUUAUAUAUAUAUUUAGCAGUUGAACAAAAUGUUCACUUCAGUAGAAACUUCAAAGUCAGAAUUAUGUACAUGACCAUGAAUCCAGAGUCUUUCAAAUAAAUGUACUUGUAAUCACUGACAACAUUAACCAUUUUGGAUGCUUUUUGGAUACAUGUCAUGAUUCGUGAAAAGUUUAGGGCCACUAAUAUUGCACGCGAAGCGCUUCCAUGAUCUCACUGUUAAUUUUUAUUAUACUGCAUUAUGUAUUUUUGUACACAGUGUUUGUGAUAAUAUUUUGACACCCAGUUUUUACUUUUUGAAUUACAUGUACAUGCAUCAACAAAAAAAUGAGUU
Messenger RNA from Lineus longissimus, 1538 nucleotides. RefSeq names its product carbonic anhydrase 2-like. Gene Ontology annotation, molecular function: zinc ion binding; carbonate dehydratase activity. NCBI's taxonomy places the organism in Eukaryota, Metazoa, Nemertea, Pilidiophora, Heteronemertea, Lineidae. Bases 130 to 1104 code for a protein of 324 amino acids. The transcript has 9 exons. The record is from RefSeq and is a predicted model, not a curated record.